AUGUCCGACGCAGGAGAUAGCUCCCAUAAACGAUCCAAGUCGGCGGCCGCUUUUGCCCUGCUUCGCCGCAAAGAUACCCGGGAAGACGAGUCUGGCUCGGAGGACGGUCGAUCCGCUGCUCCUCCUGCUGCGGCUUCUUCAAACCCUGCUUCGAGAUCAUCGGGCAACUCCCUGGCACACCAGCCGAGUACCCGGGGACAUGGCUCCAAGCUUUCCACCUCAUCCGCCUUGCUCUAUAAGAUACCCUCUCCGCAAUCUUCUGCCUCUGGAAGCAGGAAUGGCCCCGCCCAUACCCAGCCCGCGAGCUUGGAACAGUCAGUUCGCAAGUUCAGGGUUGUCGAGGCCCUGAGAAGCGGCGACACGGCCGCCAUCUCCAAAGCCGUGCGCGAAACCUCCGACAACGCGCCCCGACCCAGCAUUUCCUCCGUUUCGACCCUGGCCGGCGGCCCGUUGGAAGACACAACCGUCCUCCACUUGGCCACCCAGUGCGCCGAAUACCCCGUCAUCGAGUACGUCUUGUCUGACGGUGCCGCCAGCGUGGAUGUCAACGCAAGAGACAAGGAUGGCAAUACUCCGCUCCACAUUGCAGCCCUUCAAGGACGCACCCAAGUGGUCAAGCUACUGCUGGAUCAGCCCGACAUCAACGAUUCCGUCGUCAACCUCCAAGGAAAGCUGCCCCUCGACCUGGCCCGAAAUCCCGACAUCUUUCAGCUUCUCCAACUAUCCCGCUCCCUUUUCAUCGAAGCCAAGGUGAAGCAGGUGCAGGAGAUAGUCGCUCAAGGCGAUUAUGACUCGCUGGCGCAGGUUCUCGAGGAGCCUCGCUUAAAGACAGUCGUCGACAUCAACAACCCCGAGUUCGCCUCUGAACCAGCAACAGUCGAGACGGGGGGCACGCUGCUCCACGAAGCCGCACGGAAGAAGGACACGCGGCUCAUCCAGGUCUUGCUGCUGCAUGGCGGAGAUCCGUUCCGCCGUGAUCGCAAGGGGAAGCUUCCGCAGUCCGUCACACACGACGACACGGUCAAGGUCAUACUGAAAAAGUCCCCGGCGGCCGUUGCGGCUCAGAGAGGCAUUCAGGAAAAGGCUGUUCUGGGCCAUGCGGCCUCUCAGGGCAUGGCGGCCGCCGGUGUCUCGGACCCGAUGGCCGGACGCGAAGCCAGAGAGAUGAAGGGCUACCUGAAGAAAUGGACCAACUACCGCAAGGGCUACCAGCUGCGAUGGUUCGUGCUCGAGGACGGCGUGCUGAGCUACUACAAGCAUCAGGACGAUGCCAGCUCCGCUUGCCGUGGCGCAAUCAACAUGAAAAUCGCCAAGCUGCACAUGAGCACCGACGAAAAGACCAAAUUUGAGAUUAUUGGCAAGUCGUCCGUCAAGUACACGCUGAAGGCCAACCACGAGGUCGAAGCCAAGCGAUGGUUUUGGGCCCUCAACAACUCCAUCCAGUGGACCAAGGACCAGGCCAAGGAGGAGGAGCGCCAGGCUGCUCGCAGCGCAGAGCUGCUGAAACUCGCCAAGGCCGAGCAAAGCUCUCUUUCGCCCCAGGAGACCCAGGCCCACGGCGAGAAUGCAAGCCUGCCGGAACUGCAGCGCAGCACGUCCCAGGUCACGAGCCGCGCCACGUCCAACAACAGGGCGUCCCCACCAAAGGUCGGCUUCGCGGGAACAAGCACGAUUGGAAGCAACGACGACGACGAGUUCGCCGACGCUGCCACGGAUGGUGGUGCCUCCCGCAUACGAGGCCACGCCGGACCCCUGGUCUCGGGCGAGGUGGACGACGAAGACGACGACGACGACGACGACGACGGGAGCGUCCGCGACGAGCCUCGAGCCACCAAGGAUGCGCUGAACAUCACAGCCCAGUCGGCCAAGCUCCAGCUGGAAACCAUGUCGAGCGUGCAGAGUGCUCUCAUGAGCGAGCUUGCACGGAACCCCGCCACGCCACUCUCCGACGCCCAGGUCGCCCAGGCGCUGUCUACAUAUGACGCGGCUAUCCGAAGCUUGGGCGGUCUCGUUGGCGAUUUGCUUCGGAUUUCCAAAGACCGGGACGCGUACUGGCAGUAUCGGCUGGAUCGCGAGGCAGAUUUGCGGCGCAUGUGGGAAGACAGCAUGCAGCAGGUUGCCCGCGAGCAUGAGGAGCUUGAAGCACGCAUGGCCGAGGCGGAAGACAAGCGACGGCUGACCAAGAAGGCUCUUCGCGAGAUGAGGCAGGCCGGAGCCGGCGGCGGCGGCGGCGGCGGCGGCGGCGUUUCGGCCAGCGGCACUCCCACGACCGAGGUGCGGCAAGAUGAGGUGGACGCAGCGGUGGUGGCUCCGACCGCGACACUCGUACGAAAGCCAACCGCUCUGGAUCAGCUGGGUGAGCUUUCGGAGAGCGACUCUGGCGACGAGGACGAGUUUUUCGACGCCGUGGAUGCCGGCGAGGUUGAAGUUGCAGGGAUGCCGCAGGAUGACGGCGGCCCGCAGCUUCGAAAGGAUGUCGUUGUUUCCGGCAUCGACAUCAGCCCCUCGUUUAAAGGAUACGAGAGCGGCAUUCGCCAGCGCCUCAAGCUGGAAGUGGACGACCGUCCAAAGAUUUCUCUCUGGGGCAUUCUCAAGUCCAUGAUUGGAAAGGACAUGACCAAGAUGACACUGCCUGUAUCGUUCAACGAGCCCACAUCUCUCCUGCACCGCUGCGGGGAGGACAUGGAGUACGCUGAUCUACUGGACCUCGCGGUGGAGAGGGCGGAUUCCAUUGAGCGGCUGGUUUACGUUGCCGCGUUUGCCGCCAGCGUGUAUUCUUCCACGAUUGGACGCGUGGCCAAGCCGUUCAACCCGCUGCUGGGCGAGACGUUUGAGUAUGUUCGACCAGACAAAAACUACCGCUUCUUCAUCGAACAAGUCAGCCACCACCCGCCGGUCGGGGCGGCGUGGGCAGAGUCACCACACUGGGACUACUGGGGCGAGUCAGCCGUCAAGUCCAAGUUUUACGGCAAGUCUUUCGACAUCAACCCGCUGGGCACCUGGUUCCUGAAGCUGCGACCGACGACGGGCGGGCGGGAGGACUUUUACACGUGGAAGAAGGUGACGACAUCCGUGAUUGGCAUCAUGACCGGGAACCCGUCGGUGGACAAUUACGGACCGAUGGAAAUCAAGAACUGGACGACUGGCGAGGUGGCGACGCUGGACUUUAAGGUCCGGGGCUGGAAGGCGUCCAGUGCCUAUCAAAUCUCGGGCAAGGUACUGGACGGCGACGGCCACGUGCGGAUGAGCCUGGGCGGGCGAUGGAACUCGAAGCUGUACGCCCGGCUGACGCCCGGGUUCGAGGCGGCGGUGGACGGCGCUCAGGAUGCGGGUCCUCUGCACAAGGGCGCCAUGACGGAUCCAAGCCGGGCCUACUUGGUGUGGGAGGCCAACCCGAGACCGGCCGGGAUCCCCUUCAACCUGACGCAGUUUGCCGUGACGUUCAACCACAUUGACGACAAGCUGAGGCCAUGGCUGGCCCCCACGGACUCGCGGCUGCGACCGGACCAACGGGCCAUGGAAGACGGCGAAUACGACUUUGCGGCGACGGAGAAGAACCGCCUGGAGGAGAACCAGCGAGCCCGGCGCAAGCAGCGCGAGGCCAGGGGCGAGGAGUUCAAGCCAGCGUGGUUUUCCAAGGCGACGUGCGAGAGGACGGGCGAGUCGUACUGGAAGUUUGACGGCAGGUACUGGCGGCAGCGCGAAAAGGCCGGGCCGGGCGGCGACGCGGCGGCGGCAUGGGAGGGCCUGGAGCGGAUUUUUGAAGAUGCGGAUGACGCAGCAGACACGAAUAGCUGA
Molecule: messenger RNA, 3798 nt
Organism: Ustilaginoidea virens
Lineage: Eukaryota; Fungi; Ascomycota; Sordariomycetes; Hypocreales; Clavicipitaceae
Exons: 3
Coding region: 1-3798 (1265 amino acids)
Biological process (GO): piecemeal microautophagy of the nucleus; exocytosis; endocytosis
Cellular component (GO): nuclear envelope; membrane; intracellular membrane-bounded organelle
Molecular function (GO): sterol binding; protein binding
Source: RefSeq, a predicted model, not a curated record